Belonocnema kinseyi is the source of this 3314-nucleotide messenger RNA. It is a transcript of the gene Dis3, whose product is annotated as exosome complex exonuclease RRP44. Gene Ontology annotation, molecular function: 3'-5'-RNA exonuclease activity; RNA binding; endonuclease activity. NCBI's taxonomy places the organism in Eukaryota, Metazoa, Arthropoda, Insecta, Hymenoptera, Cynipidae. Gene Ontology annotation, biological process: rRNA catabolic process. The transcript is spliced from 15 exons. Gene Ontology annotation, cellular component: cytoplasmic exosome (RNase complex); nuclear exosome (RNase complex). The record is from RefSeq and is a predicted model, not a curated record. Bases 262 to 3300 code for a protein of 1012 amino acids.
UAGCGUUUCUUCCGAGAUUUUUGAAAUUACAUUGAAAUCAAAAUAGUAAAAUUCAAAGUAACAUUUUGCUUCAUUUGUUGAAUAUUGGUCCCUAAUUUACAAUAAAUAACUUUGUAUAUUUAUAUGCUCCUUUAUCAUUGAUGCACACUAACAUAACCUCACUUAUAAAGUGUCAAAUCAAAUAGUAUCGUUGCCGCAUUACACGUGGUUGACGUAUUUUAUAUUAUGUUCUGAUAUUUCUUUAAUUUACACAUUUGCAUUAUGUUAGCAACAAAAACUUUUUUUCGAAAGACUAAGGGAGGCAAUAUAUAUAAGGUUGUAAGGGAACAUUAUCUUAGAGAUGAUGUUUGGUGUGGAUCCGAAGCUUGUACUUUAUGCAAAAGUCGAAAUGCGGUCUUGGAUGAAACGAGUCCUGGAGCUAAAAGUUCCUUAUUUCCCGAACCACAUUACUUAUUACUUGACACCAACAUCGUACUCGAUCAGAUAAAUGUUUUGGAAGAAGAUACACUUUGCAAUGUAAUAAUCUUGCAAACAGUACUGGAGGAAGUAAAACAUAGAAGUUCCAAUGUGCACACUAAGUUAAAAGAAAUUAUUUCUGAUCCGAGUAGAAAUUUCUAUGUAUUCGUUAAUGAACAUCACAAAGAUACAUACAUAGAACGAAAUCCAGGCGAAAAAGUGAAUGAUAGAAAUGAUCGAGCUAUAAGAGUCGCAACAAAAUGGUAUAACACUCAUUUUAAAACGCAAGAUGUAGACAUCAAAGUAGUUCUCUUAACUGAUGAUGUACAAAAUAGAGAAAAGGCUCGUUCAGAAUCAAUCCCAGUCUCAUCGAUGCAAGAUUAUGUAUCCUCGAUGGAAGAUCCAGGAUUCUUGAUAGAUAAACUAAGCAGGAAAAGCUAUGAUGUCGAUGGUGAAUCAAAGGAGCCACUGUUUCCUUGUCAUCUUCCACCAUCUCAAUUACACGAAGGAAUAAAAAGUGGGAGAUUUAUGCAAGGAACGUUCCUCGCUUCGAGAGAAAAUUUCCUCGAAGGAUCAGUUAAUGUCGAGGGAAUUGAAAAGUUUGUCUUAGUGCAAGGACGAGCUGGUUUAAAUCGUGCAGUCGAUGGAGAUGUCGUUGCUAUAGAAUUAUUGCCAGAAGAAAAAUGGACUGCUCCUAGCGACCUCGUACUUCAAGAUGAAGCACAGGACGAUCCGGGAGAUGUUUUAGAAGACGAGAAAAUUCUGAUAGAAGAGGCUCCUAAAAAACCUGUUGAAAGAACACCGACUGGAGUAAUUGUUGGCAUCAUUAGACGGAAAUGGAGGCAGUAUUGUGGAAUAUUGCAACAUUCCACGAAUAAAGAGAAUACGAGGCAUCUUUUUGUACCAGCCGAGUCAAAAAUCCCAAAAGUUAGAAUCGAAACACGACAGUAUGAAUCUCUUAGUAAGGAUAGGAUUAUAGUGGCAAUUGAUUCGUGGCCACGACACUCCAGAUAUCCUCUUGGACACUUUGUUCGUGCUUUGGGACCGAUUGGAGAUAAGGCAACGGAAAAUGAAGUUUUGCUACUAGAGCAUGAUGUUCCACAUAGUAGAUUUUCAGAUGCUGUGCUUAGUUUCUUGCCCAAAUUGCCGUGGAUUAUUACAGAAGCGGACGUAGCUCAAAGAACGGAUUUAAGACACUUGGACGUCUGCUCAGUCGAUCCACCGGGUUGUACAGACAUUGACGACGCACUUCAUUGCCGAGAUUUACCGAACGGCAACCUGGAGGUCGGUGUACACAUAGCAGACGUCUCACACUUCAUCAGACCUGGAACUGCUAUUGAUAAAGAAGCUGCGCUGCGCGCAACGACUGUUUACCUUGUAGACAAACGAAUUGACAUGGUUCCAGAAUUGCUGAGCUCAAAUUUGUGCUCCUUGAGGGGCGAGGAAGAACGAUUUGCAUUCUCUUGUAUCUGGGAAAUCGAUCAUGAAGCCAACAUUAUUAAAACAGACUUUUGCAAGUCCAUCAUUCGUUCGAGACGCGCGAUGACUUACGAAGAAGCUCAGCUAAAAAUCGACGAUCACUCGGCAAAUGAUGCGAUCGCUCUUUCUUUAAGAGGCCUUAAUAAUCUCGCGAAGAAGUUGAAAGCGAGACGAUUGGCGAAUGGAGCUUUAGUCUUGGCUUCACCCGAAAUUCGGUUCCAAGUCGACAGCGAAACUCACGAUCCCAUCGACGUGGAAGCGAAAAAAAUGAGAGAAACUAAUUCCAUGGUUGAAGAGUUCAUGUUGCUUGCGAAUGUCUCAGUUGCUGCGAAGAUCGUGAAAGAAUUUCCAGAGUGUGCGAUGUUGAGAAGACAUCCUGAACCUCCUCAGGCUAACUUUGAUCCUCUUAUCAAAGCAGGAAGACAUCAAGGCUUCGAGAUAAAUACGAACACAGGAAAAGAAUUGGCUAUCUCUUUGGAGGGAGCUCACAAAGAAGAUAAUCCUUACUUUAAUACGAUGUUGAAGAUUUUAGCAACUCGUUGCAUGAUGCAGGCUGUGUAUUUUACGAGUGGAAUGCUACAACCCUCAGAAUUCUUCCAUUAUGGAUUGGCUUGUCCGAUUUACACGCAUUUCACUUCGCCUAUUAGGAGGUAUGCUGAUGUAAUUGUUCAUCGAUUAUUGGCAGUUUGCAUUGGAGCUGAUGCAACUUAUCCCGAUUUGUUAGACAAAAAAUUUAAUCACAAACUUUGUCAUAACUUAAAUUACCGAAACAGAAUGGCUCAGUACGCUGGACGAGCUUCUGUUGCACUCAACACACACUUAUUUUUCCGAGGCAAAGUUCAGGAAGAAGACGGAUAUAUUCUCUUUGUGCGAAAGAACGCGUUGCAAAUUUUGAUUCCAAAGUUUGGCUUGGAAGGAACUCUUUACCUAAACAAGAAAGGAGAAUCAGGUCCUGUGAGUUUUAAAUACGAUGAAACCGAACACACCCAAACUUGUGGAAACGUCGUUUUUCGUUCGUUUGAUCAUGUGACUGUUCAGCUGAGUCUUGACAGAUCGAAUGUGCAACGAGAAAAGCUGGUAUUCAAGCUCGUCAAACCAGAGAUUCCAGGGUUCAGCAUUCCUAGUUCCGAAAGUUUAGACAAAGCUGCAAUGGAUGUCACUGAAACAACUCCUGAAACUUCAAAUUCAAUUCCUAGCGCGAAAGUUGCACUAGAGGCUUCCACCUCAAAUGAUCAGGAACUGCCAAAAAGGAAAGUAAAAGAUACCACGCCAGCUAAAAAAUCAAAUAAGAAGAGGAAAAAAUGGACCGACUGCGGAUAUUUGCAACGUCUUUACAACGUUAUUAAAACGUUGUUACAUCGUUAAAUCAACUUUCAUUC